This is a messenger RNA of Octopus bimaculoides (California two-spot octopus), 7746 nucleotides long. RefSeq names its product solute carrier family 68 member 1. The record is from RefSeq and is a predicted model, not a curated record. NCBI's taxonomy places the organism in Eukaryota, Metazoa, Mollusca, Cephalopoda, Octopoda, Octopodidae.
CACGCACUUACCACCACCACCAAUAAUAAUAAUAAUAAUGAAAAACGAAACAAAACAAAACAGCCUUGUACCACUCAUUAUCGAGUAAAGAGCCUUAAUUAAAGCAAUAUAUAAUUGGAGUAACGUUAUCAAAAUUCGAUGGCAGGCGAAAAGUUAAGGAAUACUGAUGUGUCGCUAUUGACAGAUUCGGAUUUAGGAGUGUAAACAAAAUUUCACUUAACGUGCUAAAGAUAAUUGAUAUAACGGGGAUUUAAAUGAUGUCAUCGAACACAUAUAUACAUAUUCCUAUGGACAAUCAAGCUAAAUUUACAGCUUUGUAAUCAAUCAAAUGAGAAAAAGAUUUCGUAUUGAAAGAAAAGUGCUGACGUACUAAUAUUGAAAAAAGAUCUAUAAGACAACGUAAAUUCGAAGGACCCUGUAUACCCGCAGCGACUGCAAAGGAAAUUCCAAAAUUUAACAACAGGAAUGAAGUUGAUUGGAACAAGUUUGGUUCUAUAAAGGACCAGCUGUAGGAAGAACAUCUUUGACACACUUUCAUAUAUAUAUAUAUAUAUAUAAUUUUUUUGUGCGUGUAUUCUUGGCAGAAUCAUGGAUCCUCCAGUUGAAACGCGAUACAGAUCUUUAUGGAAAAGAAUCUCUUCAUAUGCUCUCACCUCAUUUGCCUUCAGCUUUCUGAACUCAAUAUUUCAGUUUUACUAUGUGAAAAUCUUCCUGAACAUUUACCACAUUGAAGAGAGCUGGUUCCACAUAGCUCAGGUUGUCUUUAUGAUAUGGAAUGCCAUCAAUGAUCCAUUGUUUGCUUACAUCCAGGACAUGUCAGGAUAUUCAUUCGUGCGGAGUCGUCGUGAGACUAUCUUGUAUGCAGCACCUUUCCUCUCUUUAGCUUUUCUUAUUCCUUGGUUUCCUUGGUCUUUUGGAACCUGGCUCACUGGUAUCCACCUGAUAAUGUCACUCUGUCUCUAUGACACUGCUUUCACAUAUAUUGGACUUGCACACUGUUGUUUGAGCACAGAGAUGUCUCAUGUUCACAAGGACCGUCUUCAACUGAUACAGUUUGCUGAGCUUGCCUGUCUGUUUGGCGGCACAUCUGUGUUCUUCUGUGAGUACUUUACACAAAGUCUUAAGAACUUUGCCAACUUUCAAAUACUAUGCUUUAUCAUUGCUUGUAUCAGCUGUCUGUGUAUGAGAUACACUGGCAAGAAUGCAUACACUGAAUAUGACAUUGCAAGUUCAGAUAAUUGUUGUGGAGAGAGCAAGAAGUCUUCAGAAUCCAUUACUAUCAUUCUCCGGCAACUCUUUACAAAUCGGAAUUUCAUUACUUUUGUCCUCGUUAAUUUUUUCCAAGUAUUCCACAAGACAUUCAUCUCUAAUUUCAUGGCCAUAUUUAUUGACCAGCUUCUUCCUGAUACAACUAUCUCAACAUUCACUCGAAGCACGUAUUAUGGUGCUAUCAAUCUUCUUCCUCAAAUAUUAGUGAUACUCUGCGCCCCACUUGUUGCCAAAGUUGGGUAUUACUAUGUCACACUUGGUAACUACAUCUUCAAGAUUCUAUUUGGAGUGUUGAUGUGUCUUGUGGGUCCAUCAUAUCCCUUAUUGUUCUUGAUGUUCUUAUUAGCCGACAGUUCCUACACAUGUGCAACUUACUCCUUGAUUAAUAUGCCACUAUCUGAUGUUGCUGAUGAAAAUGCUGCCACUUAUAAACGACCGAAACCAAUUUCAUCCAUGAUCUUUGGAAUGAGUGCACUUAUUGAAAAACCAGCCAUUUCAAUUUCACCCAUGUUUAUUGUCAAUAUUCUCAACUCUUAUGGUUACCAGCAGCUAAAGGAUGGAAAGCUGUCAUUGUCCAAGACCAACAUUUUGAAGUCUACUAUGUUCAAUCUGAUAUACAUCAUCCCAAUUUGUAUGGGUUGUGUCCAGCUGGUCAUCUGGUCGUUGUUCAGGCUAAGGCACACACACAAGAACUCUGGCUUGGGAAAAUCAUGAACUUCACAACUCUGCACUGGUCCUUAUUGAUGAAUUUCAGGUUGUGUGCCUAAUUUAAUCAUCAUCAUCAUUGUCAUCGUCAUUAUGAUGAUCAUCAUUAUCAUCACCAUCACCAUCAUCAUUAUUGUAUAAGGCAGCAAGCUGGCAGAAUUGUUAGAUUGCUGGACAAAAUGCUUUGUGGUAUUUCUUCCAGCAUAUUACAUUCUGAGUUCAAGUUAUGCUGAGGUUGACCAAUUGAGUACAAGGUGUCAAUGUAAUCAAUUAACCUUCUCCCUCAAAAUGUCAGGCCUUGUGCCUAUAGUAGAAAGAAUUAUUAUUUAUCAGUGGCAGAAGCAGUAGAGUGGUGAAUAAAAUACUUUGUCAUACUUAAGUUACAUCUUAUUACAUUCUGAGUUCAAAUUCCACUGGUGUGAAUUUUGCCUUUCAUCUCUGGGGUUCAUAAAAUGAGAACAGUCAAGUAGAGGUUUCAUUUAAAUCUACUACAAUCCUUUCCAUAAUCUGGGCCAUUAUUAUUUUUAGGGCAGUAGAUUGGCUAAAUUAUUAGAGCAUCAAGUAAAAUGGCUUUGUCCCAGCUCUUUGCAUUCUGAUUUCAAAUCCUGCCAAGAUCAACUUUGCCUUUCAUCCUUUUGGAAUCAGUAAAAUAAAGUACCAGCCAUGUACUGGGGUCAAUGUAAUCAACUUGUUCUCUCUCCUUAAAUUGCUGGCCCUGUGCCAAAAUUAGUAAGAUUUAUUGUUGUUGUUGUUGUUAGAGUGUUGGACAAGAGAAUCAGUAGAGACUGGAUAAAAUUUGUUGUGAUUUUUAUUUAUGUAUCUUUACAUUCUGUGUUCCAAUUCCACCCUAGUCAUCUUUUCUUUUCCUCCUUCUUAAGGCCAUUAAAUAAAUAGCUGUGAAAAACAGGAGUUAGUUCAGUCAAAUACACCUAAAUGUAUUGCCUUGUGCUUCUGUUAGAAAACAUAACCAUCAUCAUUGUUAUUAUUAUUUAGUGACAGAAACAGUAAUGUCAAACUAAUUGUCUUUCAGUUUUUAGCUAUGUUUCUCUAUCCUUCUAAAGUUGAUGAAAUAAGGCCAAUUACUGGAGCCAAUAUAAUCAACUAUAUACCUCUCUCUCUUCAAAUACAUGUGCUUAUGUUAAAAAUUCAUGGGGGCUGUGGUUUGGCAUUUGUUUCAUUAUCAAACAAGAUGCAUAAUGAAAUUUAGUUAUAACAUUUUAUAUUCUGAAUUCAAAUCCCACACUUUGAGUGUUAGGUUUGAUAUCACUGACUGAUCAUUCCCCACAAAUAUGUGACUUUGUAUUUAUGACAAAAAAAAAAAAAAACCUUGCAGAAUGGUUAGAUGUCUUGUGGGUAGUAUUUUUUUCAGCUCUUUAUGCUAUGAAUUCAAAUCUCACUGAGGUCAAUUUUGCCUUUCAUCGUUUUGGGAUCAAUAAAAUAAAGUACCAUUUGAAUAGUGGGUCAAUGUAACCUUCCGUUUUCUGCUUCUCAAAAUUGCUGGCCUUGUGCCUUAAUCAGAAACCAUUAUAAUAAUAAUAAUAAUAAUAAUAAUAAUAAUAAUAAUAAUCAUUAUUAUUAUUAUUAUUAUUAUUAUUCAAAAGCUAUUACAUGCAAAUUUAAUUAGUAAGGAUGUUAUCAUAAGAUUCGAUGACAACAGAUCUCCUCAACUCUCAAUAACCUUUCUUUAGAUACCUGCAGAAUACAGGAUAGCACUUUUCUACAGGUCACCAAUAUGUGUCUCAAUUUCUAUUUCUUUCAGCCUUUUAGAUAGCAAUUUGGGUGUUGCACAGAGUGCACUUGUUACCACUGGUAUAAUUUUCACUUUUAUGUUCCACAGUCUCUUCAUCUCUGCGGUUCAAUAAAUAAAUAAUUGUUAUACAGUUGGGUCUCAUUUUAAUCAAUUGUAUCCUUAUUCUCAUAUCUCCUCCUAACAAAUUUUUUAUCUUGUGCCCACGUGUGAAGGUAUUGUUUUGCUUAAGUUGGAGAUUAAUAUUCAUAUCAGCUAGUUGCUGUCUUAGCCCCUUGUUUAUCUUCACUGAACAGACUUAUGAUCAAAGAUGUUCCUCUGCAUAAAUAUUCUGUCUGUUUUUUUUCCUGUUUUUGUCAAGUUAAGUUUAUCAAGGGCUACAUUGUGCUCCCAUUUUUUCAAAUUUUUAUAAAUAAUAAGUCUGAUUUGAAGGUUAUUUGGUUUCUUGUUCUAUUGGGGUGACUGCACACAACUAAAUGACUUUUGAUGAUAUUGGUGAUGGUUAUAAUCUUGUUUAGCUGCAGAUCAUCUCUUAUCAAGCAUGAUGAAAUGUAUAGAUGAUUCAUGAUUUGUAUAGAUACAAGUGGGUAUGACAAAUAAAUUAGGUGGUUUUUGGUUUCAAUUUCCAAGUGAAACUUAUUCUUGAUUUUCAAAAUUACCUUAGCAUAAUAUAUUUAUAUGAAAACUCAUGUCUUUUUGUAAAAAGAUGAAAUGACUAUAUUAUAUUUUUAAUUAUAUAAAUAUAUAGUUAUCGCCAAGCCAACAUGGCAGUCCCAAAAUUAGGACGAAAGCUGCCGUGAAUUAGCUCCAAGAAGCCAUCGCCUCUAGCUAGCUAUGUGACACACGAAACCUGUGUCCUUUAUAACCUUCGAACAGGGGAGGUCAGCUGACCUCCCCUGUUCGAAGGUUAUAAAGGACACAGGUUUCGUGUGUCACAUAGCUAGCUAGAGGCGAUGGCUUCUUGGAGCUAAUUCACGGCAGCUUUCGUCCUAAUUUUGGGACUGCCAUGUUGGCUUGGCGAUAACUAUUAAUUUCCAGUACCGCUGCCGUAGUCUCCUUUAGAGAGACUUAGAAAUAUUAAUAACUCUAUUAUAUAAAUAUAUGUAUAUGUUUAUCUUUUUAUUGAUUUUUAGCUUUGUUUAUUAAAAAACUCAACUGACUGAAAGUUUCUUACAAGUGAAAAAAGAAAUCAUGUUACUACUGCUGGAGAAAUGCAAAUUUUGCAGUGUGCAUGUUUGUGUGAAUGUGUACAGAUGCAUAUACACAUAUGUGCAUGUUCAUGCAUACAUGCAUGUGCUUGCGAAUAUGCAUGUUGUGUGUGUGUGUGUAUGUGUAUAUAUAUAUAUAUAUAUACAUGUAUGUAUGUAUGUAUAUAUAUAUAUAUAUAUAUAUAUAUAUAUAUAUAUAUAUAUAUAUAUAUAUGUGUGUGCAUAAGAAUGUGUGUCUAUGCUUAACUCCCUUGCAUAUUUGUUAUUUUAUUUUUGUUUAUAUAUAUAUAUAUGUGUGUGUGUGUGUGUGUUGUAUGUGUGUGCACCUCUUCUACCCUCAUAUACUGUAUUAGAUGCAACCUCUGUGGUAAACUAUAUGUAGAUCAGAUGGGCUGCUGGCUGGCCGACUGGUUCAGCGAACAACUAAGGGAUGUUUGGCUACGUUCGAACACCCCUGUCACUUCUACUUGGCCAACCAUUCCCCCUCUAUCAACUCCGUCUUUGGCCUCACUCUGCACCACGGAUCCACACACUUGCGACUCCGCCUGGAACAGUGUUAUAUUUUUAAUCUACGAACAACUAUCCCCUUCAGACUAAACACAACCUCCCCCUUCUAAUGACUGUCUCUACAACCUCCUGCAACAAGCAAUUCUAUUUCAUUUUUUGUUUUUUUUAUUGCGCCAUUUUAUAUUGUAUUAACUUCUUCUUUAUCCCCUAUCAACCUCUUUUUUAUUUUAAUUUAUUAUAUUUUAUUUUAUUUCUAUAUACAUGCACACAUUCACACACAGUCAUACAUACACACACACACGAAGAAAUACACGCACCCAUGCACACACACACCACAGACAUGCAACACGUAUACAUGCACAUACACACACAUAUACACACACACAUACGCAUGCACAUACAUGUGCACACACACACACGCACACAUACACACACACCCACGCACACAUCCAUGCACAUAUACCUCACAUACCUCCCGCAUACACACACACAACACGCACACACAUGGCACAUACAUACAUGCGCGCGUACACACAUACAGAAACUCACAUACACACAUAUACACACAUACAUACACAUACACACGCACACACAAUAUAUACAUACACACACACAUACACACACACUCUCACAUACACACAUGCACGUGCACACAUACAUAGACAUACACAUGCGCACACACUCAUACACGCAUGAAUACACACACACGCACACAUACAUAACACUCACAACUCCAUGCACACAUGUAAACAUACCCACAUACACACACACGUACACAUACACACACGCACACACAUACACACGCAUACACUCACACACACACACAUAUACACACAUGCACACACAUACACACACACAAAUGAACCCACACAUACCUCCCACGCACACACAACAUACACUCAUGCAUACAUGUAUACAAUUAUACAUACAUGGACAUACACACACGCAGUAACGCACAUUUGCACCACAGACACAAUCCCCCACACAACCCCACACAUACACACACAUGCAUGCACAUACAGACAGGCACACACUGCACACAAAACAUACACACACACACAACAUAUACAUACAUGCACACACACAUACUUCAAACUACCAGUUAAACACCUUUCUACUGACCAUUCUUCUAUGCACAUGUGAAGGGAGACAUACAAAAGACAGCCACUCCUUCCUAAAAUUCCUACUGUAAAUUCUUCCUAUGACAUUAAUCGACACAAAGUCCACUCACACACACAUACACAUAUAAACAGCCAAAACCACACACACAUACACAUACACACAUACAUGUGCUUUUAUUACGCACACACACACACACACACACACACACACACACACAGACCUGUGCGCACACACAUACUCAUAUCUCCUUCUCUUACACUCUCAUGUCUUAGAAAGAAUUUUUCUUCACCCAUUCCCUUCCAGUCAUUUCAAAAUGUAACCGUGUGUAUAUCAUUGGUGAUUUUCUUUCUCCGUCUUCCCUUCCUUUUGACUUUCCUCUAUUUCUGAAGAAGAGCAAGGCUCGCAACGUUAAAUCCUCUUUCCAUCCUUUCCUGAGCAUCUGAUAAUACAGUACUUUGUUCCACGUCCUCGCGUUAUUGUUUUUUCCUGUUUGUUCUUUGUUUGGAUUCACUAUAUAUAUGAGUGUGUGUGUUUGUGUGUGUGUGUGUGUGUGUGUGUAUAUAUCAUAGCAUGGAAUUAAGAAUUGUCAUCAUAAAAAAGAAAAACUGCUUUGCCUCUAUAUCUUCGCUGCACUGCUGCAAAUAUAUUCAAAAUCAUGUAAUAGGGACAUAUUAUAGGUCUUGAACCUAAUUUUAAUAGCAGCUCUCUAAAUUUUGAAUGUACACAAAUGGGUUAAGGUUUACUACACCUGUUUCAGAUAAAUUUUUUUAUUGAUGAAUUAACUGAUCAUAUCAUGAGAAAAAAACAACAUUUUCUUCGGGUGAAUUAAAAAUCAAAAAUUAAAAAUAUAGAAUUUGGUUUGGAAACAAAACCAAGAUGUGGAAUGUGUAUUGGUCUUCUCAUUUUGGGAACAAAUAAGAGAGUAUAUAAUGGAUAUAUAAUUUCAUAUACAUGUAUAUAUGAGUAUUUGGACAUGUUUGUAUAUGCAUGGAUAUAUGCACGAGUGUCUGUAUAUGGUAUAUACAUGACUAUACUGAUCUCACACCUAACUUGGUGUCCUUAUUAUUAAAAUACCUUGAUUCAAAUGAAACCUACAAAUAAUUAAUAAUAUAUAUGUAUGUGUGUGUAUAAUUAUAUGAAUAUAUAUAUAUAUAUAUAUAUAUAUAUAUGUAUAUGUAUAUGUGUGUG